Molecule: messenger RNA, 897 nt
Organism: Hyla sarda
Lineage: Eukaryota; Metazoa; Chordata; Amphibia; Anura; Hylidae
Product: E3 SUMO-protein ligase ZBED1-like
Exons: 2
Coding region: 63-491 (142 amino acids)
Source: RefSeq, a predicted model, not a curated record
GGACUGUCCGGGGUGAGCAGAAAGAACUGUCCAGGAUGAGCAAGGAAAAAAGAUAAAGUUGGAUGUCAGAGGUAUUUAGGCCAAUUCAGGACUUUACAGAUGCCUUGUCUGAAGAGCGGUAUGUCAGUGUGUCCUACGUCAAGCCAGUACUUUAUCUGUUCAACACCACCAUUCUUGCUGAGGAAGACAACAAUACUGAACUAACCAAGGAUGUGAAAAGAAACAUUCUAGCCUACUUGAACGAGAAAUCCAGCACAGAUGACCAGCUCAAUAUCACAUCUUUCCUUGAUCCACGAUACAGAACAACCUAUACAAAAGAAAGAAAAAGUCAAACACGUAAUUUCCAGAGCACUCGAAGAGAUCAAGUCACUAAAGGAUCAACAGCAGGCCCCUCCAUCAGGGCCUGUUGCUCCGCAAGAGGAAAAAAGGAUAAAUACCUUGUCCAGCUAUUUAAAAAAGCACAGCACCAGCAGCAUGGGCAACACCGGUGAAACUCUCUCAGAGGGGGAAACCAUCAAGAUGGAGCUGAGCGCCUACUUGCUGACUACAGAGGUUGAAAUUGAUACAGACCCUUUGGAUUGGUGGAGAUCCAAUCAGGCAAAUUUCCCCGUGCUGCAAAACUAGCUCGAUGGCAUUUAUGCAUACCAUACCAGAGAUUGUUCAGCACUGAUGGCAACAUUGGCACGUACCACAGAGCUGCACUGAAACCAGAUGCUGUGGACUGUCUGGUUUUUCUUGCUCAAAAUUUGUAAUGGCUGAGAUGCUCAAUUUAUAAAGCUUGUCCAUAAAGUUCAAAUGUGUAAAUAUUAUUUCUACGCUACAAUUUAAUCCUGCAAGCCAAGUUGCACUUGUUUUAUAGUUCGAUACUUGAAUACUGUGUACUGUGCUGGGCUGGAG